AUGUCACGGAAAGUCACCCACCCGCCGGCGGAGCGGAUCGUGCCGCCGCUCAAUUUCAGUCCCGUGGAACGGCGGCUAUACCGGUCGGGGCAGCCGGCAGCCAUCAAUUUCUCGUUUCUCAAACAGCUCCACCUCAAAACCAUCAUCUGGUUGGCCCCCGAAGAACCCACCGACGAAAUCAUGGACUUUUGCUACGAUAACGCCAUCACCGUCGAGUUUUUGGGGCUCUCAGACUUUAACGGCGAAGCGAUGAACCCUUGGGACGCUUUGAAUGAACCUACAAUCAAGCGGGCCCUCGAGAUUAUCGCCGACAGCGCCAACUACCCAUUACUCGUGUGCUGCGGCAUGGGCCGCCACCGCACCGGUACCGUCAUUGGCUGUCUUCGUCGUCUUGAAGGCUGGAACUUGGCGCUGGUGUCAGAGGAGUACCGUCGUUUUACUGGUGCCAGAGGCGGUCGUCUUGUGGUUGAAUUGUUGAUCGAAAACUUUGACGUUUCUACGGUUCACGUUGACAAGAACAAGGCGCCCGAAUGGCUCCGUCCCGCUGCCUGA
This is a messenger RNA of Diutina rugosa, 552 nucleotides long. RefSeq names its product putative tyrosine protein phosphatase (gene OCA1). NCBI's taxonomy places the organism in Eukaryota, Fungi, Ascomycota, Pichiomycetes, Serinales, Debaryomycetaceae. Gene Ontology annotation, biological process: protein dephosphorylation. Gene Ontology annotation, molecular function: phosphatase activity. The coding region runs from base 1 to 552 and encodes 183 amino acids. The record is from RefSeq and is a predicted model, not a curated record. The transcript has a single exon.